This is a messenger RNA of Hibiscus syriacus, 2937 nucleotides long. RefSeq lists its product as uncharacterized. The transcript is spliced from 4 exons. NCBI's taxonomy places the organism in Eukaryota, Viridiplantae, Streptophyta, Magnoliopsida, Malvales, Malvaceae. The record is from RefSeq and is a predicted model, not a curated record. Bases 1275 to 1871 code for a protein of 198 amino acids.
ACAGACUUGCCUGUUCGAUUGGCAAAUGCUCCUGAUGGAUUGCCUUUCCAAGAACUUGGUGAGUUGAUGCCUCACUUAAGGAUGAAUUCUGGUUCAGCCUCCGGUGUUAGUGCAGUUACAAGAAUGCAGAUACCUGAUCAUUUUCAAGGGAGCUUGGAAGAGACUAUCUUCCGCUUCUGCUCCAAACUUAAAGGGGUCUGCCAUUGGACGUGAGCAUCAGCAGUUUUUGUCUGCUUUUGAGACUUCUGGUACUAAUUUCAGUUAAGAGGGCCUUCUCGAAGUUAUCAUUCCGAGCUUCAGUUUUCUGAAGAUCAAAAGCUCCAUAAAUUUGCUGCUGCUCAUGCAGAUGAAAUUCUUUUUCCUGGAAGGCCUGGAAGUGCUGGUGCUGAGCCUUUGAAAGUUUCUGGUGAAAUUCAAGAUCCUUUUAGUAGCAAUCCUGCAAGCCAUCUGCCUAUUUCAAAUGAAUUUUCAAAAACCAAUGUGCCUUCUCAUCGUGGUGACGAGUUACCUCCAGAUGCUCGGUCUGAUGAUUACAGAAGAAAUUCUGUGUUUAAUCCUAACAUUCAUCUAGGCAGCCCCUUAUCUCACAGUGAACAAGAACACAACGGUUUUGGACCUGGUACAUCACUUAAUGUCACAAAAGUUGCCCGGUGAAUCACAUCAACUGGAUUUGGUGCGAACAAAUCCAUAGUUUCAAUCUGAUGCAAAGCAAUAAUCUCAAUCAUCAGCAGUCAUUCCAUCUUUCAGUUCAGCAUAUGGAACAUCUUUUGGAACUUCAAUUUGAACAGCAGCGGCAGUUGGAACUUCAGCAACAGCAGCGGCAGUUGGAACUUCAGCAACAACAGCGGAAGUUGGAGCUUCAGCGACGGCAGCAGCAGCAGUUGGAGCUUCAGCGGCGGCAGCAGCAGCAGUUGAGCUUCAGCGGCAGCAGUUGCUGCUGGAACGUAUGCGGGAGCAGCAGCAGCAUAACCAUCAAAUUCAAUUGUUGCAGCAAUUGCAACAGCAACAUCUAGCAGCAGCCAUCUCAAGCUCAGGAGUUGCUACUUGAUCAAUUGCUGCAGCAUCAGGUUUCUGAUCCUGUUGAUGGCCAGCACAUAUUUGAUGUUGCUAGAGAGAACCUGCUUGAUCAGGUUCAGUUAAAAAGACAUCUUCUGAGUGAGUUGCAGCAGAAUUCUCAUGCUUCAAGGUAUUUGGAUCCAUCACUGGAGCCGAUUAUCCAAGCAAAGAUAAACCAGAGUGCAAUCCAAGGGCAGCAGGCUGAUAUUUUGGAUUUCAUGUUACAAGCGAAGUAUGGCAAUAUGCUUCCUUCAGAGCAUCAGCUUCGUCUUCAACAUGAGCAGUUUCAAGCUGAGCAAUUAUCUAGGGCACUGAAUCAACAAUUAACUAUGGAGGGGGAUAGACAACAUGCUGGUUCUUGGUCUGUAGAUGAAGUUGAUCAGUUUAUCAGGAAUCCUAGCAUUCAUCCCCAGGCUCAAACAGCGGGGUUGAAUGGUUCAGAUCUUCACCAAAAGAGGUUUUCAUCUUCUGAAGAGCAGUUCAGCAAUCUUAAAAUGAAUCGUGCUUUGCAGGAGCAACAGCAGCGAGGGGCUUUUGACCCCAGUGCUACAGCAUUUGCCAGUUCGACUCUUUCUGCACCUUCUCCUGGGAUGAAAGUUGACAAUGUAAAUUCUCUAGAUCUAUCUGGACAUCUCUAUAUGCACUCUAACAACCAACUAGGUCCAUUUUCUUCUGGUAAUCACUCUCUUGACAGACAAGUUUCGAGUGAUGUGUACGCUUCUCAUCCAGAUUUAAUAGAGAGCUACCAUUCUAGGCAAAAUGGUCUGCUAGAGAAUAGUUUGGGCGGAAAAACAAAUGCAACAAUCAAGACUUGAAGCAGAUCUGCAAAGAAGGGAGUCUGAAGUUGAUUCAAAAACAUGACACCAGCUGGAGGGAUUCAUGAAAACUCUAAGAAAGCUUUAAUGGACCUUCACCAAAAACUUGGUAUUCAAUCUGCACAGUCAUCAGAAGUAGAUUAUCAAUAUUCUACGUCGUCGCCGAAUCUACCUUUAAUCAUUUCACAGAGCAGGAAGUUCACGGUUCAUUUUCAGAAGGCCCUCGAAGUUCUGUCUCAUUUGCAGAAGAACAGUCGUUUAUGUUGGACUAUGGAGAUCCAUUUUGUAGUAGUUAUGCAGGUCCUAGGUUGAUGGCAAAAUCCACUGUGGACAAGAAUAGUUGAAAUGGAGGGUACGGAUAAGAGAAGUGGAUUGAAAGACAUGAUUUCUAGAGUGGUUCCGUGUCAGGGUCUGAGGACUUGGAGCAAGUAGAGGCAUCUUUGAACUAUGGCGAUCUACAAGGUCGAACCCAUGUCCGGCAUGGUUCUUUAGUGAUAAAGCUUCACAGGUUUCAUCAUCCCAGAGACUUUCUCCGAACAAAGCACAGUGCUUAUGAAACAGAAAAGCCUUGCAACUUCUGAAGUAAGACAGGAAGGCAUGUCGAUGUAUGCAGGUGCAAAGGGGAACACAAAAUCUCAGGCAUCAGGCAAUGAUGCGGGUAUGAGAAGGACCUCGUCUUCCAAUGAUGCUGCAGUGUCUGAGGCAUCGUCAUUCAUAGAUAUUCUCAAGACCGGCUCAUCUUCACGGAACCGAAGCAGCAGGGUACGGCUCUGCUUUUGAGCCGUCAUCCGAUGCUCCUGCUUCGCAAGUUCCCCGAUCUGGCAAGAAAAAAGGGAAGAAGGGAAAACAGAUCGAUCCGGCCUUGCUCGGUUUCAAGGUUACAAGCAAUCGCAUAUUGAUGGGUGAGAUCCAUCGCCCUGACGAUUAAUUUUUCUCAUGUGCUUGUACCAGAUCAUGCCGUACAUCCAUGUAAAAAAAACCAUUUCUUUUUCCUUUAGAUAAAAUUCACUUUUGUACAGAGUAUAUUUGAGUUGCAUAGUUAAUUUAUUGAUUUUCCCCCCUUAAA